This is a messenger RNA of Aspergillus chevalieri, 363 nucleotides long. It is a transcript of the gene spt4, whose product is annotated as transcription elongation factor SPT4. The record is from RefSeq and is a predicted model, not a curated record. The coding region runs from base 1 to 363 and encodes 120 amino acids. Gene Ontology annotation, molecular function: zinc ion binding; RNA polymerase II complex binding. NCBI's taxonomy places the organism in Eukaryota, Fungi, Ascomycota, Eurotiomycetes, Eurotiales, Aspergillaceae. The transcript has 4 exons. Gene Ontology annotation, biological process: mRNA processing; chromatin organization; regulation of transcription elongation by RNA polymerase II. Gene Ontology annotation, cellular component: nucleus; DSIF complex.
AUGACCUACUACGUCCCCCCAGGCCAACAGCGCACCCUCCGUGCCUGCAUGGUCUGCUCCCUCGUCCAGCUUCACAACAAAUUUAUGCGCGAAGGCUGCCCCAACUGCGACAACGUCCUCGGCCUGCGCGGCAACAACGACGCCAUCCAAGAAUGCACAUCCCAGGUCUUCGAGGGCCUGAUCACGCUCAACGAUCCGAAUACCAGCUGGGUGGCCAGGUGGCAGAGACUGGAUAGUUAUGUGCCAGGCACGUAUGCAGUUAAGGUUACGGGUUCGCUCCCCGACGACGUGAUUGCGAAUUUGGAGGAUGCUGGGGUGAAGUAUAUUCCGAGAGAUGGAAGUACCGGUGAAGAAGAGCCUUGA